AUGUCUAAGGUAAGUGUUACAAGUAAAUGUAACUUCUUUGUCAAGUCAUACUCGGAUCUUUCGGAGAAGAGAAACCAACACCAUUAUAAUCAACAGCCACUAAUAGGAGAGUUCUUGAGUUUCCAAGAUGAGUUAAGCAAGAGCAGGCUAAUCAUUCAAUCAUUAUCAGAGCAUUGCAGCUCAAAAACGGGAGACGUCAGACGCAAAAAGGCGACUCAGUGGAUCAAAUCAGCUUUGGCUACCGAUCUUAAACAUGUUUCUUUACCUGCAAGUAAGCCUACGCAGAGUCCCGCGAGAAAGACUUUUACCCUAAUCGCUCAAGAAGUCAAUAAUAACCUUGAAGACAGCACAAGGGAAAGAAACUCCGGGUCCAGAGAGAGAAAGGAGAGGUUAAGCAGAGCAGCAAGUGACCUCAGAAACUUGGUUAAGGAAGAGUGA
Eruca vesicaria subsp. sativa (arugula) is the source of this 438-nucleotide messenger RNA. The record is from the annotation of a GenBank genome assembly. NCBI's taxonomy places the organism in Eukaryota, Viridiplantae, Streptophyta, Magnoliopsida, Brassicales, Brassicaceae.